This is a messenger RNA of Cryptococcus amylolentus CBS 6039, 2828 nucleotides long. RefSeq lists its product as hypothetical. Lineage: Eukaryota; Fungi; Basidiomycota; Tremellomycetes; Tremellales; Cryptococcaceae. Gene Ontology annotation, biological process: regulation of DNA-templated transcription; DNA-templated transcription. The record is from RefSeq and is a predicted model, not a curated record. Gene Ontology annotation, molecular function: DNA-binding transcription factor activity, RNA polymerase II-specific; DNA binding; zinc ion binding. Gene Ontology annotation, cellular component: nucleus. The transcript has 12 exons. The annotation marks the transcript as partial.
CCAUGGUGGCCUCGGAAUUCUUGCCCUCAGAGGCCUCCGGGUCCAACACCCGGCGGCGUGUAUCGACAGACAAAUCCAACCCCUCCCCUUCGUCCACCGAAGCGUCCAACCCGCCCCGCCGUGGUUCAGACUCGAAAGACCAGGGCCAAGGCUCCAAACCCCCACGCAAGAUCAACCGUACUGCCCCAUCCCUGAAGCGCAAUGCAGCGUGUCUCCCCUGCCGCCGCCGCCGGAUCAAAUGCGACGCCGGAAAACCGUUCUGCUCGUCUUGCUCAAAGACAUAUCUUUUUCUCAGAAGGACACACCCGGAUGCAGAGAGAGAUGCAGCAGGAGUGCCGUGCGAGUAUGAGCCAGAGCCAGAUGAUGAUGAAGUGCUGUUGGCAGCGGGGACGAAAAGGAAGGCGGAGGAGGAGAAGGCAAAGGACGAUUUAAUCAGGGAUUUGCAGGCAAGAGUCGCAAAUCUGGAAUCCAACCAUGGCUCGUCAAACCAACCCGGACCAAGCUACUACCCCACCCAAACCCCAUUACAAUCCUCCGCCUACCCAACAUUCGACAUUCAAUUCACCCCCAGCGACAACAGCUCUUUCACAAACGCUCUCCCCGCGCAGGCGUACCCGAAUGAUCCGCCGCCGUUCCAGGGCGCAAUCAGCUCGGAUGAGUAUACGGAAGGGGCGCAGAAUGGGACGGGCGGGGGCACGUUGGGGGAAGAGUCGGGGAAGGUGAAUGAUCCGAUGUUGGACAUGUUUUGGCCCGGCUGGCCUCCUACGUUGCCUGUACCUGCUGUCGUCGAACACCUCGUCGAAACAUUCUUCUCCUCCGUCCCCUGCAUCCCCUUCAUCUUUAACCGCCAAGACUUCCUCUUCCGCCUCUCCCUCCCCCCGAUCCACCCCCUUUUCCCCCAACGUUCCCUCCUCCACGCCAUCUGCGCCGUCGCCUCCCGCUACUCUCUCGCCGUCAAAACGCUGCCCAUAGAGGACUAUAUCAAUUUGGAGGAUUAUGAUGCGCGGACGAUGCAUGGGAGGGGGUGUUGGAUCGAAGUGCGGGAUAUGCUUUGUUUUUCAGAGAGGAAUGCGAGGCAUGCGGUGGCGACUAUGAAUUAUCACCAUAUUGGCGGGAGGGGGUUGUUGGAUACUUGCCAGGCUCUUCUGGUAUUCAACUACUGGUGCCAAACAACCUGCCGCUGGAUGGAAGGCUGGAUGAACAUCGGUGCCGCCUGCCGUCUCGCCACCUGCCUCGGCCUCUUCUCUUCCCUCUCCUACCACCAUCCUCCCCCCCACCCCCACCCUCCGGCCGACCCGGCUUCCCCAUUCCCAAGGCCGCAGACGCCGGUGGUGCAGCAGAGUAUACUGGGCCCGCCGAAGACGGAGGCGGAGAGGGAGGAGAGGCUGGCGACGGCGUGGAUGGCGUUUUGUCAGGAUUCGGAGGCGGCGGUUAGUUCGGGGUGGGUUAAUCAGUUGGGGGUUGAGGAACUUACGAUACCCUUCCCAGCAAGCCGAGCAGAUAGGUGGUCGGAAGGACCCAUACCCGAGAACGUACAGACAUAUCAUUCAACCGAUAUCAACAUCUCACACCCAGUCCCAGAUGCAUUCGUGCUCCUGAUCAAAGGCCAAAUCCUCCUCUCCCGUGUGGGCGUCUUUAUACGCCGGUACAGAAAGCUGUCAAUGGAUGAGAAGGAGACUGUUAGGGAGAGUAGUGAGUUUAAGGAGAUUGAGAAGGAUAUUCAGCACAUCCGAUCUAGUUGGCCGGCGGGGCUGAAAGACCCGGUACAGUAUAUGAAUGGGUAUCAGAAACAGAUUGAUGCCGACCUUAUCAGUGCGCAUCUACUACCACCUACCGCCGCUAUACUCCUCCACGAACCUUUCGCCGACCUAUCCGACCCUGCCUGUCCGUCGGCGCGCAAGCUGUUGCACGAGUCGAAAGGUUGUUUGAAGGUGGUGUUUGAGAUGUGUAAUAAUAGCGCUGCUAUUUCGUAUAGUGUUUCUGCUAUUGCGCCUUGGUUUUUGUAUACUGCAGCGAGGACGUUGUUGUUGUUCUACCGCCGGGCGUUGGCGACGAGCGAUUUGAAGAAGGUUGUAGAGUACCAUAACGAGAUCGCCGCCGUCCGUACCACCAUGGCUGCCCUAUCCGUCCGAAACGCCAUGGCCGCCCGCUACAACACCCUCCUCUCCAUGACCAUCCGCGCCCUCGAAGAAGAGACCAUAGGCCAUACCGUUCUCAACGGCGAUUUCUCAUCCUCCUUCCCCUUUACCCCCUUCUCCUCGGCUUCCAAUAAAGGCCAGGCGGGAGAGAGUCUGGGGAUCAUACCGGCACAGGACGAUAGUCAGCCAGCGGCGGGGUUGAUAAGUAAUCACCCCGAUGGGAUCUUUUUCAAGGAUCAUAUCCAGCUGAGAGGGAUGGGGAGGAUGAGGGAUGUGCACCCUGGGGCUGGGGGGCUGGCGGGGGUGUUUGGGGAUGGAAGGGUGGUGGUGGAAGAGGAGGCGAGGUUGGAAGAUGUCAUGGAUGAGAAACGCGGGUUCUUGGGAGGGAAGAGGCGAAGGUACAGUGAAGCUGGAGGUGGAUCAGAGUACGGAAGAUCGAGCGUCAGUAGCGUGCCGGGUGGACCGCUGUCGGGGAAAAUCAACACGCAGCCGUUACCGCACAAUCAUCCCUCAUUCUCGCCUUCGUCAGUGUCUUCGAAUACGAUGCCGACGGCUGUUUCGGUCACGGCGUAUCCUGUGCCGCCUGCUGUUGGGGUGGCGGAUCUUUCGGGGGCACCGAUGGGCGGUGGGGGAUCGGCGGCGGGUGGGGUUUGGUCGGAGCAGAUGGGUAGGGAUUGGACAGGCAGGUGA